Messenger RNA from Leptosia nina, 444 nucleotides. The record is from the annotation of a GenBank genome assembly. NCBI's taxonomy places the organism in Eukaryota, Metazoa, Arthropoda, Insecta, Lepidoptera, Pieridae.
AUGGUAAGAAACAGUAAGGUCUGUGAUGAAGGCAAUUUUCUAGAAAGUAGGUCCGUAUUAGCAGCAAGCAAUAAAGAACAAUGUGAAGAGGCUAGUGGGUGCCGCAUAUGGGGCAGAUAUUGUGGGUUGUCUCGUAUUUAUGAAAACAAGCCGGAAACAACACAAUGGAGAGACCUCAUUGUGCUGGAAGGCAUUCGCGACCGCGCUACAUUUCAACUAGAAGAUUUCUGCAAACUCAAAAUCAGCAGAAUGGAAAGUUGGUUGGGUGAUGUCAAACGCGUGAAGAUUCCGCGGCCGAAAUUCGCUAGCAAGUACCCCGCGGAACCUCCAAAAGACUACUUGGAUGAACGUUCAGACUUAAGUGGUAAAGGAAGGCAUCACGUGAACAAAGAUAUAGCAAAAGCUACAGAAGAAUUGAGGCGAUCCUUACAAGAGAAACUAUGA